UCGAACCCCAAGAACCGCGUGGCCCCUGAACCUCGGCUCGGGAGACCCCACGCAUGGCGCCGCGUAGCCGCUGAGCGGCCACCACAGCCCCCGUAACUUGAACUCCGCCCUCACCUUCUCGGCCUCUCGGCCUCCUUGCAGCAAAUACACGAGGGCAAACGCAUUGCGAUCGGAGAUUUUUCUCAUUGACAGCAGCCACGCACUUGCCAAGUCGCCAUGGCUGACGACUGGGAUAUAGAAGCAAUGCUAGAGGCACCGUUUAUGAAGGAGGUGGGUGUUUCUGCGGUGCCAUGUUCUAACACACUCAGUGUAAACUAUUAAGGACUAGAACGUGCUGUUGAGUCAGUUCGCUGCAUGCCACCUUCAGGCAUCACUGGCUUCCUAUUGGCUGCUGUUGUCCUAACAGAGGCAGUAGAAGGCAGUGGUCCUCGUUAAUGGUUUUGUGUUUAGGGUUUAAACUUUAAAGUGCAGUUAUGUUAUUGUUAAAUGUUCUUUCAUUCCAAUAUCGAUGUUGAUUGAGAGCAACCAAAUGAAGCAAUUCACUCUUCCUAGAUGCCUAAGCCAUCCCAGAGUUACGCUAAGCGGUACAAGACUGGAAUGGUUAUUGUGCAGGAUUUGACCUGCCAUUGCCAAGGUAUGUGCCCUCAAACAAAUACUUUUGAUAUGCACAAUUGCAGUUUUCAUGCGCAUUACUUAUGAACGGAUUUAGAACUUCCCCCUGUUACACAUCUGUAUGGUAGACUUUUCGGGUUUUACAUUAGAUUUUUUUUAAAUGUCCUGAAAUGCGUGAGACGUGUAAAAGAAAGUUGUGAAUUUUGCAGGGUGCUAAUGUAAGUUCAAGAAAUAGCUGGAGGGUCUUUUCGGAACUGCAAUUCUUAAUGUGCCCCCUUUUGUUUCGGGUUUCCAGGUGAGUAGAUUGCAGAAAAUGGAAGUUUCUUUGACCUCAAGUUUGGAACAUCACUUGAAGUGUGGGUGUGUGUGUGGAAUGUGGAAUAAUUGUACGGUACCGUACGUGGCUCGUUUAGUGCUACGAUGCUCAUUAAGCGACAUUUGAAUUGUGUAAUUGAAAAGCCGAAUUGCCGCGUAAAUUUUUAUUUAAAUUUCACCAGCACAUUUUUGGACAAACUGGCCCUGUUUUUUAAGUUCCCAUAAAGAUAUCGAUUUAUAUUUUAACUGUCACCCUCGGGGGGGCCAGUCCCCUGCGCAUGAUUUCGGCUCAUCGUUGUGCCCACCCGUGUCCGCUAUUGCAUUACUGUUUGUCUCGGCAGAAUGUAAGCGCGGCGGACAAGGUUGCGGCUGCGGCGGCUAGCGAUGUGCCCUUCAGCUACCUCGGCGUGCGUAAAUGCACCGCAGUACAGUUUUUCGUGACACUGACCAUACAUGUCCCCCCUCUUUGUGCUCUCACUGCGUGUUACCCCGUCCCUGUUGAUUGAUGUGAACGCAACGUUAUGCCGCUGUUAUGUCGACCUGCAUAGGAAGAGAAAAAGAGCUCUGCCAUUCACUCUUCUGGAGAAAAAUCCAAAAACAGGAGCCGAGACAAGCGUCGUAGUCGCAGUCGCGACCGGCGCGAUGGUAAACCCGGCCGGAAUCGCGAGGGGCGAAGCCGGAGUCACGGGCGGCGGCGAAGCCGCUCCCGGAGCCGGGGCCACCGGCACGGGGGCGGCAGUGGGGACCACGGCAAAUUCAGGAGCCCCAGUUUUCGCCGCAGUGGCCGCAGCAAGAGUAAAAGCCCACGGAGGAAGAGCCCCAUCAGGUCUAACACUGCUGCCAUGGGCCAUGCAGCGACCCACGAGGAGCGGCCCCCACACCCUACUAGGGCCCCCAUCGAUAACCUGACUCCCGAGGAACGCGAUGCACGCACGGUGUUCUGCAUGCAGCUGGCAGCACGAAUCCGACCCCGGGACCUUGAGGAGUUCUUCUCCGCCGUGGGCAAGGUGCGCGACGUGCGCAUGAUCUCAGAUCGGAAUUCCCGGCGCUCCAAGGGCAUCGCCUACAUCGAGUUUGUGGAAGUGGACUCGGUGUCUCUGGCCAUUGGGCUGACGGGUCAGCGUCUCCUUGGUGUGCCCAUCAUCGUCCAGGCCUCCCAGGCUGAGAAGAACAGAGCUGCUGCAGCGGCGGCUGCUGCAGCAACAAUGCAGAAGAGUACCGCCGGGCCAAUGCGUCUCUAUGUGGGCUCACUACACUUCAACAUCACCGAGGACAUGCUCAAGGGCAUCUUCGAGCCCUUCGGCAAGAUCGAGAACUGCCAGCUGAUGAUGGACAGCGACACGGGCCGGUCUAGGGGCUACGGCUUUGUCACGUUUGCGGACGCGGAGUGCGCACGCAAGGCACUGGAGCAGCUCAACGGUUUCGAGCUGGCGGGGCGACCCAUGAAGGUUGGCCACGUCACGGAGCGCUCGGACGGCUCGGGCGCCAGCUCAUUCCUCGAUAACGACGAGCUGGAGCGCACGGGCAUCGACCUGGGCAGCACAGGACGCCUGCACCUCAUGGCCAAACUGGCCGAGGGCACGGGGCUGCAGAUUCCACUGGCGGCCCAGCAAGCGCUGCAGAUGACUGGGGGCUUUGGUCUGGGCACUACGAACCCCGUGAUGCCGGUGCUGAACAACGCUGCGCCGCCUUCCAUCGCCACACAGUGUAUCCAGCUGUCGAACAUGUUCUCUCCAGAGAGCGAACAGUCGCACACCUGGGAUCAGGACAUCCGCGAUGACGUCAUCACGGAGUGCAUGAAGCACGGUGGCCUAGUGCACAUCUUCGUUGAUAAGAACUCCCCCCAGGGUAACGUGUACGUGAAGUGUUCCUCAGUCGCGUCCGCCAUCGCCACCGUCAACGCCCUGCACGGACGGUGGUUCGCUGGGAAAAUGAUCACCGCGGCUUUUGUGCCGGUUCCAACCUACCACAACCUCUUCCCGGACUCGACCAUGGCAACCCAGCUGCUGUUUCCCGUCAGGAGCUCUCAAGGCAUUUGAGGGGGGGCAGGCAACGAGAAAUGGCGACAACGUCCUGGAGGAGAGAGACAUUCCACACGGAGCCGCGUGGGGGCCCGGGGCGGUGACCUCGUUGGCUUGUACUUACAACCCUCCAAUAGCAGCUGUGGUAUUCCUGACUUUUAGAACCGAAAAUAAUAAUAAUUACAUAACAUACAGACGUAGGCCAAGUCACCGACGGUGCUUGCCUUGGUGUGAAAGUUCCACACAAUUUGGUGUUUGAAUGGUUUAACUCUGUAGCUUUUUGAAUUAAUGUUUUUUUAAGCAUUUUCGGUAAAUAUUUCAGUGAUACCUCCUGUCAUUGGUGGCUGUUCCAGUAAUUAUCGCCAUCUGCUUUGUUAAAAAAAUAAUCUUGUAUAAAGUUGGGGGUGUGUGGCUCUGUGAGCUCUCAAGCCUUUGUUUGCUAUGUUUUGUGUUAUUUUGUCAGGAAUCCUACACUGUAAUCGCUGGUAAUUUUUUUCAAAAUGUUUAAAGUUUGUAAAGAGAUGGUUUCAAAUAAACACAUUCUUCGAAAGUU
Lethenteron reissneri (Far Eastern brook lamprey) is the source of this 3501-nucleotide messenger RNA. RefSeq names its product RNA-binding protein 39-like. NCBI's taxonomy places the organism in Eukaryota, Metazoa, Chordata, Hyperoartia, Petromyzontiformes, Petromyzontidae. The record is from RefSeq and is a predicted model, not a curated record. Gene Ontology annotation, molecular function: RNA binding. Gene Ontology annotation, cellular component: nucleus. Gene Ontology annotation, biological process: mRNA processing.